Peronospora matthiolae is the source of this 1854-nucleotide messenger RNA. The record is from the annotation of a GenBank genome assembly. Lineage: Eukaryota; Oomycota; Peronosporomycetes; Peronosporales; Peronosporaceae.
AUGGUACUCCCACGGCUGUUGGUGCUCUACGGUAGCGAGACUGGCACCGCGCAAGACGUGGCCGAGUUCGUGCAACAGAGGGCUUUCAACCGGCAGCUUCUGGACACGCGGAUCUACGCCAUGGACGCGUUCGAAGUGGCCAAACUGCUGCCUCAGUGCUCCACUGUUGUCUUUAUCGUGGCUACAACUGGUGACGGCGAAGUGCCUGAGAAUAUGCGUAGCAGCUGGCGCAGUCUGCUUCAAAAGAAGUUAGGGAACGAGUGGCUGAAAGGCGUCCGCGUUGCUGUUUUUGGACUGGGUGAUUCGAGUUACGCCAAGUAUAAUGCUGCGGCUAGACGGCUGCAGGCACGUUUGCUGCAGUUGGGAGCGUCCGAGCUCAUUGUACGUGGACUAGGGGACGAUCAGCACGCUUUUGGAUACUUUGGAGCGCUGAACCCGUGGCUGGAGAAGCUCUGGAUGGCGGUUUUGCAGCUAUAUCCGCUACCAGAAGGCCUGACAAUUGACGACUCGUCAAAGCCGAUUGAGCCUCGCUACACUGUCAUUGUGCAUGGUGCCGGAGAUAAAGAGAUGGAGAUAGCGAGCACGUUGACACCGAGGACGGAUAGGUCUAAUUUUUAUGCGCCGCCGCGCACGACAGUGGGGCGUGAGAAGGGUAUUUACUGGGCUCCAGUUGUUGAAAAUAAGCGGAUCACAGCUGAAGACUGGGAACAAGAUGUGCGGCACGUAGAGCUCGACAUUAGUGAUGAUGCUCAAUUGAAUGAAACUAUCGAGGCUCCAUUUAGAGCUGGAGACGUUGCAGUAGUGUAUCCUGAAAAUGUGAUGGGAGUCGACGAUAUGCUCAAGUAUGUGGCGCUGGAUGGCAGCACAGUCAUUUCGAUCAAAGCUGCUGAUGGCUUGGAUCAGGUUGAUCUUCCCUCUCCGGUCUCCGUUUCUGAUCUAUUUACCAAGUAUUUGGCAAUCCUAGAAAUUCCGCGGCGAAGCUUCUUCGAGAAGUUGUCGCUAUUUGCCACAAAUGAGGAGGAGAAAGAGAAACUCGAAGAGUUGGCAUCAGCUGAGGGCGUCGAUCUUCUCUACGACUACUGCAUUCGCGAGAAGAAGACGUACACAGAGGUGCUGACGGACUUUCCAAGCGUGAAGGUGCCACUGCCGAUUCUACUACAGCUGAUCCCUCGUCAACAGCCCCGGUCGUACUCGAUCUCAUCGUCAGCUCUUCUCCACCCCGGGCGAGUUCAUUUGACCGUGGCCAUCGUGGACUUCUUAACUCCGUACAAGCGCCGUCGACACGGUAUUUGCUCGUCCUUUUUUCUGUCAUUGGACCCUUCCGAGAAGCAAAGGCGCGUACCAAUGUGGAUCAAGCAGGGUCUCUUUGAGCCUCCAGGCCUUGAGCAAGAUAUGCUGCUCAUCGGUCCAGGAACCGGUCUAGCCAGCAUGCGGGCGAUGGUACAGGAGCGACAAUAUUUGCGCAAACAAGCAAGUGGUGCCAGCUCUGGGGUCAUGUAUCUCUACUUUGGAUGCCGACACGAGAGCAAGGACUUUUUGUACGGAGACGAGCUGCGUGGACUCGUGACAUUGGGCGACCUUACUGAGCUGCACACGGCGUUCUCACGUGAUCAGGAUCACAAAAUCUACGUACAGACGCGUCUGGCAGAGAACAAAGAGACCAUCUUUGAUUUUAUCAUGAACGGCGAAGGCUGCAUCUAUAUUGCUGGCUCGGCCAAGCGCAUGCCAACGGACGUGUACGAGGUGCUGCGAGAUAUUUUGCGUGCCGUCGGUAACGUAUCACUAUCAACCGCGGAAACGGUCAUGAAGACGUUGGCUCGCAAGAAGCGCUACGUGGUCGAGUCCUGGUCAUAA